Molecule: messenger RNA, 1392 nt
Organism: Aquila chrysaetos chrysaetos
Lineage: Eukaryota; Metazoa; Chordata; Aves; Accipitriformes; Accipitridae
Gene: POU3F3
Product: POU class 3 homeobox 3
Exons: 1
Coding region: 1-1347 (448 amino acids)
Biological process (GO): brain development; regulation of transcription by RNA polymerase II
Cellular component (GO): nucleus
Molecular function (GO): RNA polymerase II cis-regulatory region sequence-specific DNA binding; DNA-binding transcription factor activity, RNA polymerase II-specific
Source: RefSeq, a predicted model, not a curated record
AUGGCCGCGGCCACCUCUAACCCCUACCUCCCCGGCAACGGCAUCCUGGCGGCCGGCUCCAUCGUCCACGCCGACUCGGGCGGCGGCGGCGGCGGCGGCGGCGGCGGCGGCGGCGGCGGCAUGCAGCCGGGCAGCGUGGCCGUCACCUCGGUGGCGGGCGGCUACCGCGGCGACCCGGCGGCCAAGAUGGUCCAGAGCGACUUCAUGCCGGGCGCCAUGGCCGCCAGCAACGGCGGCCAUAUGCUGAGCCAUGCCCACCAGUGGGUGACGGCCCUGCCCCACGCCGCCGCCGCCGCCGCCGCCGCCGCCGCCGCCGCCGCCGAAGCGGGCUCGCCCUGGUCCGGCAGCCCCGUGGGCAUGACGGGCAGCCCCCAGCAGCCGCCGCCGCCGCCCGACGUCAAGGGCGGCGGCGGGCGCGACGACCUGCACUCGGGCGCGGCGCUGCACCACCGGCCGCCCCACCUGGGCCCCCCGCACCAGGGGCACCCGGCGGCCUGGGGGGCGGCGGCGGCGGCGGCCGCCCACCUGCCCGCCAUGGCCGGCGGGCAGCAGCAGCAGCAGCAGUCGCUCCUCUACUCGCAGCCCGGGGGCUUCACGGUGAACGGCAUGCUGAGCCCCCCCCCCGGCGGGCAGAGCCUGGUGCACCCGGGGCUGGUGCGCGGCGAGACGCCGGAGCUGGGCGAGCACCCCGGGCACCACCACCACCACCACCACCACCACCAGCACCCCGGGCACCACCCGCCGCACCACGGCGGCGUCAACAGCCACGACCCGCACUCGGACGAGGACACGCCGACCUCCGACGACCUGGAGCAGUUCGCCAAGCAGUUCAAGCAGCGGCGGAUUAAGCUGGGCUUCACCCAGGCCGACGUGGGGCUGGCGCUGGGCACCCUCUACGGCAACGUCUUCUCGCAGACCACCAUCUGCCGCUUCGAGGCCCUGCAGCUCAGCUUCAAGAACAUGUGCAAGCUGAAGCCUUUGUUGAACAAGUGGCUGGAGGAAGCCGACUCCUCCACCGGCAGCCCCACCAGCAUCGACAAGAUCGCGGCGCAGGGCAGGAAGAGGAAGAAGCGGACCUCCAUCGAGGUGAGUGUCAAGGGGGCCUUGGAGAGCCACUUUCUGAAAUGCCCCAAGCCCUCCGCCCAGGAGAUUACGAACCUAGCGGACAGCCUGCAGCUGGAGAAGGAGGUGGUCAGGGUUUGGUUUUGCAAUCGGAGGCAGAAAGAGAAACGGAUGACCCCCCCGGGGAUCCAGCAGCAGACCCCCGACGAUGUCUACUCCCAGGUCGGCACCGUCAACUCCGACACGCCGCCCCCUCACCACGGACUGCAGACCAGCGUGCAGUGAGGGGCACCGCGGGCGGGCCGGGGCGGAGUGGAGGGGGGGGGGGGG